AGCGAUCCAUACUUACACGAUGAGGCGUGCCCUGCACUCUUCCCUCAUUUUUGCCACUCACUGCAAAAUCUCCAUCCGCACUGGCGAUCGAAUCGUUGUCGGCACUCUGCUGCAUCUCUUCACGCUGGAAGCGCCGUCGAGGUUAUCGAACAGUCUAAUUUUUUAGAGGAGAAAUGACGGUGUUGCGGUCGCGCGAGGUUUUGCCGAGUGUGGCUGCGAAAGCGUCGCCGGAGACUGAGGUGUUCGAACCGGUGACGCCGUUGAAGACCGUUGAAUUAUUGAUCCAACCGUUGAACAGUUGCGGUACGCCGAGUUCAAGCUUCGGUGUAGAGAAGUAUGGCGAUCGAGAAAUAGAGUUGGGGUCUAGCGGCGGUUCUGUUAUGGUUGGGGAAAGUGGAAUCAAACGGAGGUGCAGCCUUCGUUUGGCAUCUAAAGUCGGUGUGAAUGGUUGUUUAGGAAGUGUUAGGGUUAUGAGCGGGAGGAAGAAGAGGAAGGUUGAAGGAAGUUCGUUGAAUGCUGAAAUUGAUGUUGGGAAUUCGAGAGGAGGACGAAGUAAUUCACUGAAAUCUGACGGUAGAGGUGAAAAAAUUGAAUCGGCUACAGAUAUGGAAGGAAGUAUAAAGUUGGGAUCGAAUGACUGUAUGAUGAAACCUAUCGAUUUGGGAGCUGUUAAUGAGCUACAUAAGAAAAAAUCAUCGGAAUUUGAUUCCAAUGAAGAAGCAGUGGUGGAAAAGGGAUUUCUAAGCUUGAGGUCGGGGAAGAGAGUCGAAAAAUUUGAACGGAAAGAACAAAUCAGUGACGGCCAUGGAAUGGAAGAUAUUAACAAUGGUAAAAACCCUAGCCCUGAUAUGAUGAGGGGUGAUAUAUUUGAUUCCAGUUCAGAAUCCGAGUCGAGCAUGGAAGAAUCCGAAGAUAAAAAAAUUGGCAUUUUGAAGAUAAGUUUAGACAAUCCAACGAUUGGUUCUACAAGUUCAUUAAAAACUACAGAUUUGAAAGAUAAAGGUAAAGGUGUUGUUGCUGAAACUGGUGUUCAGACCAGAAGGAGGUUGAGCAGAGAAGAGAAAGGGAAAACUAAAUUGGCAGCAACACCGAUAUCUAUGAGCAACAAUACAGCAGAGCACAUGGUUAAAGAACAUUCCGGAAGCGGCAGCAGUUCGGGUCCUUUACGAUCAGCAGCCAUUGAACCAGUGCAGAAUGGACUCCAUGCGAGGGAGACAACUGUGGCUGCAAAUGACGAAAGAACGGCGUACAGGGAACAGUUUCGAAGAAUUGCUAGGCGCAGUGCAUCUCGAUUUGCCCAUUUCUCGUUCCAUCAGGAGCUAGGGGACUACACUCCCCAUAGAAGAGGCGCUUCAGUCGCGAAAGCAGAAGAUAAUAUUGAAGAUUGGCCCGGUCCCUUUUCUACCGCGAUGAGAAUUAUCAGGGGUCGGGAAACUAAUAAACGGCGUAAUUCGUCUUCUGAUAAAACUGAGGCUGUUGAGCUAAAAUGGGUACCUAAAAAGCAGGAGUUUCAUAAACACUCGAAGCAACCCCCCUCGCUGCAAGACCUCUGCUUGCCGAUUCUUUCCCAGAAUGCCGACGCAAUCAGCUCUCUUGAUUUCGUACCGGAUGUGCUGAGGCACAAAAUGUGUUGGUCUCUUUGCGACAGUCGCAGCAUGGACGGUCAUUUUCUCAAAUUGCUCGUGCAAGGCUCGCCGACAGAGAUUCGUAUACGGGAUUGUUCUUGGCUGUCUGAAGAUCUUUUCACUGCGACCUUUGAAGGUUGCGACAUGAGCAAAUUGACGGUGUUGCAAUUCGAUCAAUGUGGGAGCUGUAUGCCCGAUUAUGCACUAUACAGCACUUUAGCUUGUUCGCCAAAUACCCUGCCUUGUUUAACUAAGAUAUCCUUAAAGGCUGCUUAUCGAUUUUCCGAUGCUGGACUGAGUAUGCUUGUUACGUCUGCGCCUUUUCUUGAAUCCGUAGACGUAAGCCAGUGCCCGUUACUCACUGCUGAGGGAAUCUGCCAUCUGGCAAGCUCUCAGCGUUCGAUUUUACGGGAACUAUACUUGGAUGAGUGUCAAGGAGUCGAUGCUAUGCUAAUUCUCCCGGCCCUGCUCGACUUACAAAAGCUCGAAGUUUUAUCCAUGGCAGGAAUUCAGACAGUUUGCGACGAUUUUGUCGUUACUUUUGUCUCUGCCCACGGUUGCAGAAUUAAGGAGCUUGGCUUAGCAAAUUGCAUGGAGUUGACGGAUGAGUCUCUGAAAGUUAUCGGGGAGAACUGUUCUGAACUUCGAGCAAUAGACUUGGCAAAUCUGAAGAAACUGACUGAUGUGUCUAUAGGCCACCUUGCGAAUGGUUGCAAAGCAAUUCAGACGCUAAAACUUUGUCGCAACGGGUUCAGUGAUGAAGCUAUUGCCGCGUAUCUUGAUCUUCGCGGUGCAUGUCUAAAUGACUUGAUCUUAAAUAGCAUCACAGAGGUUUCGAACCAUACUGCACUAUCCGUUGCCCGGAACUGCAGAAAUUUACGGAGUCUUGAUUUAUCCUGGUGUCGCAAUUUAACCAAUGAAGCAUUUGGAGUUAUUGUCGACUCAUGCUCGUCACUGGAAUUGCUCAAGUUGUUCGGCUGCACACUGGUUUCAAAUGUAUUUCUUGAUGGCCAUUCGAAUCCCAGAGUAAAAAUUAUCGGAACGAAGAUGACGGCUGUGCUAACCCAUAUCGACGUGCCCAAUUUCUUCGCGGGACGUCUGCGAGACUGAGUGACUUCCAUGAGGUGCAGGGAACAUACCACCGGAUUCUAUUGUUCUCCCUCAGUAUGAGUAAAGAUAGCCUCGACUCUGUCAAGAGAUGCCUCCAAGCGCCCGGAAUUCAUGUUAAACAACGGUUCAUCAGUGCCC
This is a messenger RNA of Andrographis paniculata, 2873 nucleotides long. RefSeq lists its product as uncharacterized. NCBI's taxonomy places the organism in Eukaryota, Viridiplantae, Streptophyta, Magnoliopsida, Lamiales, Acanthaceae. The record is from RefSeq and is a predicted model, not a curated record. Bases 174 to 2735 code for a protein of 853 amino acids. Gene Ontology annotation, biological process: SCF-dependent proteasomal ubiquitin-dependent protein catabolic process. The transcript has 8 exons. Gene Ontology annotation, cellular component: SCF ubiquitin ligase complex.